Molecule: messenger RNA, 1581 nt
Organism: Macrosiphum euphorbiae (potato aphid)
Lineage: Eukaryota; Metazoa; Arthropoda; Insecta; Hemiptera; Aphididae
Source: the annotation of a GenBank genome assembly
AUGCUUAAAGCCGUAAUAUUGAUCGGCGGACCGUCUAAAGGCACUCGAUUCCGUCCCCUUUCGCUGGAUGUACCCAAACCACUUUUUCCCGUGGCUGGCCUACCUGUUGUUCAGCACCACAUAGAUGCGUGUUAUCGUCUGGGUCAACAACGCAAUUCUAAUCCACAAGAUGAUAGUAAGAGCAAUGUCAGAAAAUAUUGUGUAGCAGAGGUGCUUUUAUUGGGAUAUUACGCAGAUGAUGAACUGGCAGACUUCUUACUUACUGCCACUCAGAGUUAUCCAUCACUGAGAAUCAGGUACCUACGCGAACCUGGUGCUUUGGGUACAGCUGGUGGCCUAUAUCAUUUUCGUGAUACGAUUCUUGCUCCGUUAGGCAAUAGUGAUGGCAGUGAAGGUGAACAAGUGCAGGCAUUUUUUGUAAUGAAUGGUGAUGUUUGUGCUGAUUUUCCAUUAGAUGAGAUGCUUGAUAUGCACUUCAGUAAUAAUAGUCUUCAGUCACAGCAUCAACAAAAACAACCAGUGCUAAUUACUGUUAUGGCUACUGAAACCACUCGUCAACAAUCUGUUCACUAUGGAUGCAUGGUUGUAGACAAAGAAACAAAUAUCAUACAACAUUAUGUUGAGAAGCCAUCUACAUUUGUUUCAAAUACAGUGAACUGUGGUGUUUAUUUGUGUUCUCCACGGUUAUUUGAUACUAUAGCAGAAAUUCAUUUAGAAAUGUCCAACAGUAAUGGAAAUGGUACUCAACAACAUACCACCAGGUAUACUAGCAGUAAUAAAAAUAAUAUUAACCAACAGCAGCAACAAAAGCCGACUGAAGAACGAGUUGCUGCUGCCAUGGUCAUGUGGAUGGAGCAAGAUGUGCUACGUAGACUAGCAGGAGAAUCUGGAAGUGGUUGCAGUAGUGGUGGUGAUGGUGGUAGCAGAAUAAAGAAGGAUGCUGUAUGUAGUGGAGUGGCAUUGGCAGCAACCACACGUAACUGGUGGUCCCAAUUAAAGACUGCUGGUGCAGCAAUCUAUGCAAAUCGUCACUACUUAGCGUUGCGCCAACAACGGCAACGGUUACUUCAACGAGAAUCAAUUGAUUUACCAUUGCCUUCACCAGUAAAAUGUCGAUUAGCAACUUCAGAUCCUAAAGGUGGAUAUUCAACAAUUGGAAAUGUGUAUGUGCAUCCGUCAGCUCAAGUGCACCCAACUGCAUUACUAGGUCCAAAUGUAAGUGUAGGGGAAGGAGCAUGUAUUGACCAAGGUGUACGUAUUAAGGAGUCUAUUGUGCUACAAGAUGCUGUCAUUGGUCAACAUAGUCUGGUGAUGCACAGUAUUAUUGGUAGACGUGCUAAAGUUGGUGCUUGGUGCCGUGUAGAAGGUAGUGCAGCGUGCUCGGACCCUAAUCCUAAUGUGGCAUAUGCCAAAAUGACACCUCAGCUGCCCUUAUUUAACGCCUUAGAUGGUCGCCUCAAUCCAUCCAUAACUAUACUUGGUUGUGGAGUCAACGUCGAAUCUGAGGUGGUAUUAUUGAACAGCAUUGUGUUGCCUUACAAGACGUUAACCAGAAGUUAUAAAAACGAAAUAAUAUUGUGA